Molecule: messenger RNA, 531 nt
Organism: Sclerotinia borealis F-4128
Lineage: Eukaryota; Fungi; Ascomycota; Leotiomycetes; Helotiales; Sclerotiniaceae
Source: the annotation of a GenBank genome assembly
AUGUAUUCCCAACUCAUUCUCGCAGCACUCAUCUCUAUUACCCUGGAUCAAGUUACCACCACAUCUUCAACGAACGGUAUUGUGGUAGAGUAUUGUAUCAGUACGAUGAUUUAUUAUGAGCCUAGCAGUUGUGUAUUCGUUUACUCGUCUAAUGGAUCAGAGAUCUCCUCUCAUAUUUCCACAGCUUCCAGGGGAUCAGGGCCUUAUUCUUUGAGCUCAUCCCUCCAUACUUCGUCUGGCUUUCCCAAGAUUUCUGAGGUUUCUGAGUUGUUGUUUGUUACAACAACUGCAUACUCUUCUGGCAAUGGAUCAUCCAAUUACGACAGGAGCGCCAUAGAAAUUCUGUCGACUUCGACCAGUUUCGAUACAUCAACUAGUUCUUCUUCUAAUGGGUAUCCAUCCGCAACAGCAACAAGUGGCCCUGACGAUGACCCUCAAGACGAGGACUUCAGCCUAGAACUGUUGCACACCAGUGAGUUUCGUUUCCCUCAAUCUGCAUGUAACCAUAACUACCUCGGGGCUUCUCUUUAA